UCGGAAAGCCGGAGUAAGUCUUUAUUUUCUUUCUCUGCGGGGGCGCGCUGGCCCACCCGCGGGCUGUAGUCCUUGAGAUUCGGGCCGACUGCUGAGCAGUCGGGCCGGAUCUCCCCGACAACUGUUCUUCUUCUUCGUUGAUAUUGAUAACUUCUUUCUCUGCGGGGGCACGCUGGCGCACCCGCGGGCUGUAGUCCCCGAGAUUCGGUCCGACUGCUGAUCAGUCGGGCCGGAUCUCCCCGGCGACUGUACUUCUUCUUUGUUGGUUUCUUACGCCUUUUCCCUUCUUGCAGAGGCCAACGCUGCCCUGCAGCAGCAGCUGGAUGAAGCCAACACCGCCUUGCGCGCCAAGGAGGUGGACUGCAGCAAGCUGGCCGAGGAGCGUGACCGGCUCACCAUGCAACUGGCGGAGCAGUCGGAGCUUCUCAAGAAGGCCCAGAAGGAGGCGGAGGAAAAGGAGGCCGCUCUCCUUGCUGAGUUCCAGACUAAACGCUCCACCUGGACCGACAAGGAGGCUUUGCUGACUGCCGGCUUUGGCGAGAUUGAAGACAUGGUUGACGACUUCUUCCCUGGUCACUCUGGUGCUGCCAAUCAGGCUAUCGAGGCCGAUCGCGAAGGGCGGAAGGUGAGCAGAUUGCUGCCGACGCCCCCCGCACCCUUAGCGAGCAGCUUCUCAGCAUCCAGGCUCACCUUCGGCCGGCUCAUCAAAUGUUGCGCCGUCUUCAGCGUGUCGGCGCCCAGGCGAUCGCCGCCCUGUGGCCAGACAUGCCGGCUCCAUGUACACCCAGCCGGACUGCCGACUGGCUUGAGGUGGCGGCCGACCACCUUGAGGCUGGGAAGGGUUCCUCGGCCCGGACUGGGGCACGCCGGGCCUUGGAGUUCGUCAAGGCGUGGUACCCUGGGCUAAAUCUAGCCCAGUUGGCCACGCUUCGACUGGAAGCCCAAGAGGAGCUAGUGGCGGUGGAGCGUGAUCUUUUCCAGCGGGCCGCGGCGAUUGCCGAGUACACCAACACCAGCGUCUUCGUUCCUGAGCUGGCUGAGAACGGCACCGAGGCGCCGCAGGAGUGGUUCGGGCUGAACCCAGAGGAUGGCGAGGACUCGGCCGAAGCGAUCGACUCCAGCGACGACGGAGAAGACGAGGAGGACGAGGAAGGUGACGAGGAAGCGCCAGAGGUUGAAGCGGACGGCCAGCCUUAGCUCGACCGCGCCUCCAGCAACAAAUGACGCCUGAGCGAGCCGCCUGCUGCUGAAGGCGACCAAGCGGAGACCGACCAGCCGGCCGCUCCACCUGCCGGCACUAUCAACUCCACCAUUCUGCCGAACCCGUCUGCUGCUCCCUAGGCUGCCAAUUUAUCUUUUGUUUUUACCUGCUUAUCAGUCUCGACAAACUUUGUUAACUUCGCACAAUUCCACCCGCGGGCUGUAUUUGAAACUUCUGUCGAACGUUAGCCAAGGGCCUUUUGAUAUGUAAAUACGU
Aegilops tauschii subsp. strangulata is the source of this 1477-nucleotide messenger RNA. NCBI's taxonomy places the organism in Eukaryota, Viridiplantae, Streptophyta, Magnoliopsida, Poales, Poaceae. The record is from RefSeq and is a predicted model, not a curated record.